AUGCUGGAGAAGGAUACAUGGAAAUUAGUAACUGCCACAGCACUAUUCACUGUUGCAGUGACCACGAUUGCAGAUUGUGCUUGGGCUCGUUGGCAAACACAAGGGACAGCAAUUGUGCAACGAAGAAAUAAAAACAAAGGGGAAAAAACUGAAUCAGUUACGGAUAAAUGCCACCAAUAUGAUGACCACUUUAUUCGCCGAUCUUUGAAGAACAAUAUUGAAUUCCUUGGCGAAGACACAAUCAAAAAACUAUCCAAUCAAUACGUUGUCGUUGUGGGGGCAGGUGGAGUUGGAUCUUGGGUGGUCAACUCUUUGGUCCGUUCGGGGUGCCGAAAGAUCAGAGUUGUUGAUUUUGAUCAAGUUUCACUAAGUUCGUUAAAUAGGCACAGCUGUGCCAUAUUAAAUGAUGUCGGUACUCCAAAAGUGGACUGCUUACAGAGGCACAUGUCGGAAAUUGCACCAUGGUGCGAAAUUGAUCCAGUCAACGAAUUAUGGACCCUGGAAAAUGGUGAAAGAUUAACUCUUGGAAAUGGUGCACCUGACUUUAUCGUGGACUGUAUUGAUAAUAUUGAUACAAAAGUUGAUUUGCUCGAGUUUGCCUAUAACCAUGGCAUCAAAGUUAUUUCAUCCAUGGGUGCUUCCGCGAAGAGUGAUCCUACAAAGCUUAAUGUGGGCGACUUGGCCACCACUGAGGAAGAUCCUCUUGCAAGGGUAGUGAGAAGAAAACUGAAAAAAAGAGGUAUCUUGUCUGGUAUCCCUGUAGUGUUUAGUGCCGAAAAACCUGACCCGAAGAAGGCUAAAUUACUACCUUUACCAGAUGAAGAAUAUGAAAGAGGGAAAGUUGAUGAGUUGAGCGCCUUAAAGGAUUUCCGCGUAAGAAUUCUUCCCGUUUUAGGUACUAUGCCAAGUUUAUUCGGACUGACCAUCACUACAUGGAUUCUAUCAAAUAUAUCUGAUAAACCUUUAGAACCUAUUGAGGGUAAAAAUAGGAUCAAGGUGUAUGAUGGAAUAUAUCAAUCGUUAGCCGGUCAAAUGAGCAGGAUCGGUAUAUCAAGCCAACGAAUCCCACUAGCUUUGAAGGAUGUUAGUUACCUUGUUGAAGAGGUGUUUAAGGGUAAAUCUCCAAUCAGCGGUACCUCCACUAGACUAACCUUAUCUAAAUGGGAUCCUUCUAAACCUAUUUCUCUGCAAAAUGUGGUGGUACUAACAAAAAACGAACAGAAAGUACACGAAGACCGCGUUUUGAAAGGUAAAGAAAGCCUAAAGGAUGUUUAUGACACCAAAGUUCUAGAGUUGAUUUCACAAAGAUUUAAAGAAGAAGCUUAUUACUCUCAAUUCAGAUGA
Saccharomyces mikatae IFO 1815 is the source of this 1344-nucleotide messenger RNA. It is a transcript of the gene TCD2, whose product is annotated as tRNA threonylcarbamoyladenosine dehydratase. Gene Ontology annotation, cellular component: mitochondrial outer membrane. The transcript has a single exon. Gene Ontology annotation, biological process: cyclic threonylcarbamoyladenosine biosynthetic process. Gene Ontology annotation, molecular function: tRNA threonylcarbamoyladenosine dehydratase activity; ubiquitin-like modifier activating enzyme activity. NCBI's taxonomy places the organism in Eukaryota, Fungi, Ascomycota, Saccharomycetes, Saccharomycetales, Saccharomycetaceae. The record is from RefSeq and is a predicted model, not a curated record. The coding region runs from base 1 to 1344 and encodes 447 amino acids.